CCCUGUAAGGUACCGACUUGACCGAGAGAUAGGUGAAUGAUUUCCAGCAUCUGGGGAGACUUUCAUAUCUGAAUUUUUCCAUUCUAUAAUGUCAACCAACUUGGGUAUAUGCAUGAAUUUCACGAUAUACCUCCCUAAAUAGACGACACGAUUUGUGAUGCCUUGUAGAGCUUGUUCGAAAUUUCGAAGGGACGUUUCCAUUAUUAAAGCCAAGAGAACUGAUGCUCCAGCGAACGUCGAUCAUGUUCCUGCAUGAUAAUAUGCUAAUUGCCAGUAGCAUGUUAUUGGUGUGGGCGAACCAAUCCUCAUAAAGAGCGUGGCAGUAUCCCGGUAUCAACAAGUUGACCAACGUGGACGAAAUCUGUACAGCAGCGGACGUGUACGUGCGAAAUAAUCCGGGUGAGGGGUUGCAUUCGGAAAAUAUCUGACGCUUUCUGGCGAAUACGUUAUAUAUAAAUUCGACCAUCGUCUCAUUAAAGAAAAGUUAUUCUUCAGAGCUGCAGUUUCUAUGCUUGAGAAUAUGGCUUGUCGAAGCAAAUUUGACAACAUGGCUCCUAUAUUUUCUUCCAAAGGAGAAAAGAGAAAGGAACAAUUCAAUAACAUGACGGCGAAAAGAUUUGGUUCAAAUGGCAGAGAUGUAGCGGCUGAGCUGCGUACUAUUGCGGACGCCCUGGAAGAAACCCUCGAGUUCCAGCGUUUGAUGGGGAAAAGAUCGAGAACAGAAGAUCCAGAGGAUCGACUCCUUGCGCAACUAGCGGAAGUGAAAUCCAAGGAUGAUAAGGCAAAUGGCAUGCUUGACGACGACAAACCCCGGCUACCAAUACCAUCUCAAGAGAGGUCUAUGUCUAGAGACUCCUUACGUCGUACCAAUCGGUCGGUAAACCUCAACGGAAUGCAUGAUGGGCAAUCCGAUCCUAGAUCAUAUGGAAGAAGUGCUGCGGAGCGGCUACCACUAAAUAGGCACUUCCCUGAAAACGAUGUUCCUCAAGAGAUUAUGCGCCCAAGCUCCACACAACCAGGUCGCUUAAUGACGCCGCAACCCGCUAGGGCAGCAACCUUUCCCUCUAUUAGAUCAAUGACACCACAACCAACUCCCACGAGUAUCCAUUUCCCCUAUCGUUCAGAAGUUCGGCAACAUAGCCAGCCACCGUAUGCUCGCACUCCUGGCUAUACAUCUAUCAUAGCUCGUGGUAUUCCAGAUCGACAUCGCAGUCGACCGCCACCCUCGCAGCGCUUAUACGAAGUACCUGAUCCCCCGCAAACAUACGGCUUCGAUGUACCUCCGCAACUCGACCCAAAUCCAUAUUAUCGACCCCAAAUCACGACCCCUGCUGAACGUGCUUCCCGAAGGGAUCGUUUUCCUCGAAUGUCCGAAGAACGUAGGGGAAGAAGAAUGGAGCCUACUGUAAGACCAAAGCAUCACGAAACAGUAUAUCAGGUUGAUUCGAAUAUCAUUGAGCGAGAGUAUGAUCCCGAGAAAGACGAAGAUGCUGAAUCUAUCGGAUCCUUGGAUCAUGUCCAGUCGUUCGCUUCACCCCAAACAAUCAGACCUCAAAACAGAGUAACUUGGAAUGGAUCAUUUAGAUGACGAGAACCAGAUGUUUGUAUGAAGACUCCUUCAAAAGUCACCCUUUGAGAAUUCAUCAUAAACUCUACACUGGUUGGGCAGUGAAGCAACUACACUUUGUUCUGCAUACCGUUGUCUCUCCCUCUGCAUGGGCAUUUCACUCGCUUUCUCUCUUCGCGAGAACUAAAUCUUAUCCACGGCUCAAUGCAAAAAAUAUACUCUGAUAUAUUAUCAGACCCACGCCAAUUCUCCUGACUACUCAUCCACAAUUGCCGGAGAGAAAUAUCAAAAAUCAAAUGUUCAAAGCCUGGAGAAGUGUAGAUAUAGCCACUAGUUCCAUUACUGAAGUUAUCGAACCACCUUAAAUGGAUUUGAUAGAACUGAUGGUUGGAUCAAGUGUCUUUGGGUUGUUAUGGUACAAAUAAGAGUGUGUGGGAUGAUUCCUGAGAUCUUCAGAAGAGCAGUUGUGGUUGAGAUUACCUAGUUCUGAAAGCAUCUUCGGGCCGACAAUCAUCCGGGUAUCCGUGCAGGA
Messenger RNA from Botrytis byssoidea, 2099 nucleotides. RefSeq lists its product as uncharacterized. The transcript is spliced from 3 exons. Lineage: Eukaryota; Fungi; Ascomycota; Leotiomycetes; Helotiales; Sclerotiniaceae. Bases 509 to 1588 code for a protein of 359 amino acids. The record is from RefSeq and is a predicted model, not a curated record.